This is a messenger RNA of Rotaria sordida, 762 nucleotides long. The record is from the annotation of a GenBank genome assembly. Lineage: Eukaryota; Metazoa; Rotifera; Eurotatoria; Philodinida; Philodinidae.
AUGUCAAAAGACAUAGAAAUACAGCAAAAUACUGACGAAAGUUCGGUUGCCGAAACUUUUCGCGAAGAUGUACAUGCUAUUGCCGUUGAAACAAAAGAUUUAAUAAUUGAAGCAAGAUUAAAUUUAACUUUACUUAUUGGUUGUAUUUUAUUAGUAUCUCUUAUAUCAGUUUUAUUAUCAACAUGGAUUGCGAAAACAAUAACAAAUAGUCCAACAUCAUUAGGUACAAUUGUUAGUUAUUAUUUUGGUUUAGAUCAUAAUAAUACUGAACAAUAUAUAACAUGGUGGACACCAAUACAUAUGAAAUCAAAAGAAUUAAUUUCAAAAAAUUUUUCAAUUAAAACUACUACUACAACUACAACAAUAAAAACAGUUCCAAUAAAAAUUCAUUAUAAUGAAUAUUCAAUAUUUCGUAUGAUUAUUUUACCAUUUCUUUUUAUGUGUUCAAUUUUUCUUGCUAUACUUGCUUAUUAUGCACGUGUGCAAUGUGCAAAAUAUAAUUUUGCUUGGGGUACUGUACCAAAAAUAUCAUUUGAAAAUGGUGAUUCAAUUAUUGCAAAAAAAACUAUUGUUAAAAUGAGAGCAAUUGAACCAAACAUUGAUUAUGUUAUUGUACAUGGAGCAAAAGAAGAACCUGAUAGAUUUGCAUUAGCUGAUACAUCUCAACCAUUACAUGAAAAUGGAGAUAUUAUCGAUGAAGGAACUCAAUGUGAACCAGAAGAUAUUCUAAAAGUAAUUACACAUGAUUCAUCUACAUCUUAA